CGAGGGGGCGGGAGCCCCCGGCCCCGUGCCAAUGGCUGCGGGGGGGUGGCUCUGCCUGGCCGUCUCGCUCGGUUACAGGAUGGAAAUUCCCGGCCUCCCCGGGGAGGGAGCUCGGGCUGAGCGCUCUGAAAGGCUCAUUUAUCGCCGCGCUGCCGCCCAGAGCGGGGACCCGGGCUCUGCUGCCGCCGGCCCCGGCGCAUCCCCGGCCCGCACGAUGCCCCGCGGCCCGGCUGCCGCCGCCGCCCCGCUGCUGCUGCUGCUGGCGCUGCUGCUGGCGGCGGCCCCGCCGCACGGCGGCUCCGAGAGCCCCAAGGGGAAGCAGAAGGCGCUCCGCCAGCGGGAGGUGGUGGACGUGUACAAUGGCAUGUGCUUGCAAGGCCCCAGCGGCGUUCCGGGACGGGAUGGAAACCCAGGAGCCAAUGGGAUCCCUGGGACACCUGGGAUCCCGGGCCGGGACGGGCUGAAGGGGGAGAAGGGCGAGUGCAUGCGCGAGAGCAUCGAGGAGUCCUGGACCCCCAACUUCAAGCAGUGCUCGUGGAGUGCGCUGAACUACGGCAUCGACCUCGGCAAGAUCGCGGAAUGCACGUUUACCAAGAUGCGCUCCAACAGCGCCCUCCGCGUGCUCUUCAGCGGCUCGCUCCGCCUCAAGUGCAGGAGCGCCUGCUGCCAGCGCUGGUACUUCACCUUCAACGGGGCAGAGUGUGCUGGCCCACUGCCCAUUGAAGCCAUCAUAUACCUAGAUCAAGGAAGCCCAGAGCUGAAUUCUACUAUUAACAUACACAGGACUUCCUCAGUGGAAGGCCUGUGUGAAGGGAUCAAUGCUGGCUUGGUGGAUAUUGCCAUCUGGGUUGGGACGUGCUCAGAUUAUCCACGGGGAGAUGCUUCUACUGGAUGGAAUUCAGUCUCCCGAAUCAUCAUUGAAGAACUGCCAAAAUAACUUCCCUCCCUUUUUAUAGUACCUUUUUUUUUUUUUUUUUUAAUUUUCUACUAUGUUUUUCAGAAUUUAUUUCAAUAGAGUUGGAUGCAAGUACUGGACUGAAAGGCACCAAAGCCUUGCAUCUGUAGCCUUUGUCUUGUUUUGCACAUGGCAGAGGCUUUUUAUAAUAAUCAUUUUAGAAUACAAAUAUCAAAACCAAGUUCAUUAACAUUUUAAAUUUCUUUUUUUGAUGUAAUACCACCACUGUUUUUAGAAUUAACCAUAACUUUUUGUAUCAAAUAAAUAAGACCUUUUACAAAAAAGAAA
Haemorhous mexicanus (house finch) is the source of this 1243-nucleotide messenger RNA. It is a transcript of the gene CTHRC1, whose product is annotated as collagen triple helix repeat containing 1. The transcript has 4 exons. The record is from RefSeq and is a predicted model, not a curated record. NCBI's taxonomy places the organism in Eukaryota, Metazoa, Chordata, Aves, Passeriformes, Fringillidae. The coding region runs from base 32 to 937 and encodes 301 amino acids.